This is a messenger RNA of Neurospora tetrasperma FGSC 2508, 306 nucleotides long. RefSeq lists its product as uncharacterized. The annotation marks the transcript as partial. The record is from RefSeq and is a predicted model, not a curated record. Lineage: Eukaryota; Fungi; Ascomycota; Sordariomycetes; Sordariales; Sordariaceae. The transcript has a single exon.
AGAAAUGGAUGAUGCAUUCUACCGGGGUAUCAAUGACGCUGGGAUACUGGAAUUUGCAGCCUCCUCCUCCUCCUCCUCCUCCACCACCCCUCAUACUUUGCCAUCUCCCUUUCCUCUCGGAUAAUAACGGUCAAUCCUUCCGUCAUCCUUCUGUCCAAAAUCAUUCCGUCCUUGUCCUGGGAAUUAAAUCUCUUGUCACAGACCAGUGUGAAAAUGGUAUCCUUUAUCCCAUCCUCUGCCACCACCACCUCCUGAUUCCUUUCCCCCUAUGUAAACUGCAACGCAUCCAAGCCUCCCUUCUCCCCG